UGCAAUGGAAACAAUAGAUUCUGAAAUCAGUUUACUUGUGGUUCCUGAGAGUUGCAGUAUAUGUUUAGAUGAUGAUUUUAAAGCUGAUCAGAUGUAUUAUGUUGCUUUAUGCAAUCAUCAUUUCUGUGUGGAAUGCAUGAAACGAUAUAUUGAUGUAAGCCUACUCAAGGGAACUAUACCUACUUGUCCUUAUUAUCAAUGUGAGUCUAAGCUGACUCUUAGAAGUUGUGUCCAUUUUUUGACAUCUAAACUAAAAGUGAUGUGGAAACAAAGGAUUUUAGAGGAAUCGAUUCCGUUAACGGACAGACUUUAUUGCCCAAACCCGAGGUGCUCGGCUUUAAUGUCAAAAACCGAAAUCUCUAAAUCUACUGAAGAUAAAUCUAUGAGAUGCUUCAGAUGCGGGGAGCGCUUUUGCAUUAACUGCAAAGUUUCGUGGCAUAGUAACUUGUCGUGUAACGAUUACAAGAGAUUAUCUAUCAAUCGUAUGUCAGAUGAUAUGAAGCUAACAGUUCUAGCAUAUGAAGAAUUGUGGCGUCAAUGUGAAAAGUGCCAACAUAUGAUCGAACUUUCAGAAGGAUGCAUCCAUGUAACUUGCAGGUAUAUAUAA
This is a messenger RNA of Camelina sativa (false flax), 607 nucleotides long. RefSeq names its product E3 ubiquitin-protein ligase RSL1-like. Gene Ontology annotation, molecular function: zinc ion binding; ubiquitin-protein transferase activity. The record is from RefSeq and is a predicted model, not a curated record. Lineage: Eukaryota; Viridiplantae; Streptophyta; Magnoliopsida; Brassicales; Brassicaceae. Gene Ontology annotation, biological process: protein ubiquitination.